Molecule: messenger RNA, 273 nt
Organism: Effrenium voratum
Lineage: Eukaryota; Dinophyceae; Suessiales; Symbiodiniaceae
Source: the annotation of a GenBank genome assembly
AUGGACAUGCGAACUGGUGCAUGUGAAACACACCCGCUCCAGGCUUUUGGGGAGCUGUACACUAAGCGGAAGCGCCACACUCUGCUCUUCCAGAACUACGAGACCUACACUCAGCUCUUUCAGGCACUUCCGGUGGAGGUGGCCACGGAAAAGAGCCUCUUGCCGUUGAUGAGGUGCUACCGCCGCAUGAAGGUGUCGCAUGAUCCCUUCGUGCGUGCGGUGGCCUGGGGCAUGUGGUCGCUAAGGGUAUCGCAGCAAGGCAAGGUGUUGUGA